AUUCCCCCAUGAAUUAUUGCUAUAUCCAGUUUGCAGCAAUUCCUCUCCAUUCCCCCGAUAAACAAUAACAAGCUCUUCAACCACCCCUUAAUUUCCUCCCCCAACUCACCCACCAUGCUGAAUUACAUUCUUUGGUUUGUAAGCCAUUUGAAAUUUGCCUGGAACUUGCUGCUUAACUAUUCCUUGUUCCCCAAUUACAACCAGGAGCAACAGCUGCAGCACCGGCCGGGCGUUGCCGAGAAACUUGGCCUAGUCACAUACAAGUGCAAGCAGCAGCAAGGCUGCUUUGACGACAACGACGAAGAAGAAGAAGAAGCUUGUGCUGUGUGCCUAUGCAAGAUUGAAGAAGAUGAUGAGAUGAGAGAGCUGAGAUGUAAUCAUCUCUUUCACAAGGUUUGCUUGGAUAGAUGGCUUGGUUACAGCCAUUCCACGACCUGUCCCAUUUGCAGAACUUUCUUGACUCCUGCUAAAGUAAUAGCCAGUGUUGAAGUGCUAACAUUCAACUACUGCACUUUCAGCCCCAACCACCGUGAUAACUGGUGGCUGCGCUAGCUGAUAACCUCAAUAAAUUUUCUCCGGCGGAGGGAAAUUUAAAAAUGUAGAAAUCAGAAAUAAGUCCAGAAUUAUUCAAGACUUGAGUGCAGUGCAGUGCAGUGCAGUGAAGAAGAACAGCAAGGAGAUGCUCGAGGAAGAAAGAAACAAAGCUGGACAGUGUGUAUGCAAUGCAGUGUUUGAAUAAGGAAGCUGUGUCCCAUACGCAGCCUUUAAAGAAUAGCACACUGCACACAGCUUACACGGAUGAAACUCACCGUUUCAUUUAUGUGCAUUUUAAAAAUUAGUUAAUUUAGUUAAAUUAACUGAAUAAGUUAGUAUAGAUUAAUCUUUUACUGCCCUAUGUAUAUAAGAUAGUGUACAUACCAUUUUCAGGAAUGGUAUUUUUCUUUCAGCUUUGUCAUAUCAAGUCGAGAAAUAUCUUUAUUUAUAAAUGGAAGAAUUGGAGAAAAGAUGAC
Molecule: messenger RNA, 1010 nt
Organism: Theobroma cacao (cacao)
Lineage: Eukaryota; Viridiplantae; Streptophyta; Magnoliopsida; Malvales; Malvaceae
Product: E3 ubiquitin-protein ligase RHA2A-like
Biological process (GO): protein ubiquitination
Molecular function (GO): ubiquitin protein ligase activity; zinc ion binding
Source: RefSeq, a predicted model, not a curated record